Molecule: messenger RNA, 2319 nt
Organism: Maniola jurtina (meadow brown)
Lineage: Eukaryota; Metazoa; Arthropoda; Insecta; Lepidoptera; Nymphalidae
Product: glutathione hydrolase 1 proenzyme-like
Exons: 9
Coding region: 261-1958 (565 amino acids)
Biological process (GO): glutathione catabolic process
Cellular component (GO): plasma membrane
Molecular function (GO): glutathione gamma-glutamate hydrolase
Source: RefSeq, a predicted model, not a curated record
CAAAUCAAUUAUGGAAUUUAGUGUAUUUUCGUAAACCUAGCAUUUUUAUAUCAUUAAAAUUCAUUCAUUUUCUUUUCAUUUUAUGAUAAAACGUUAAAUUGCUUUCACGGUUUGCUGCUAGGCAGGCUGACUGAAGUAAAACGUAAAAUAGAGAUAUGGAUAGAUAAGAUGAUAGGUUAGGCUACUACGGAACUAUUACUUCAGAAAUCAUGCAAAAACAUUGAGUAGCUAGGUCACGGAAGUGUUGGAUUUGGAGCGGCAUGCUGGGCGCGCUGGUGGCAGGCGCGGUGAUCGCGGUGCUCGUGCUGCAGCCGUGGGCCAGCAAGAUCGAGAUGCGAUACCGCCGAGCCGCAGUCGUCGCCAACGGUUACGAAUGUGCCUCUGUUGGACGCGAAAUAUUGGAAAAGAACGGCACGGCCGUUGACGCAGCCAUAGCGGCGCUGUUCUGCGAAGGGUUAGCAUGUCCCCAGUGCAUGGGUCUCGGGGGCGGAUUCCUCGCUACCAUUUACGACGCCAGGACACGCACGGUGCGGGUACUGAACGCGAGAGAGAGAGCGCCUGCUGCGACACAUGAGGAUAUGUUCAAGAACGCCUCAUCCGCUGUUGGCGGGCUUGCGAUCGCAGUACCUGGAGAGCUGAGAGGUUAUGGUGCCAUGUACCAAGAGUACGGACGUCUGCCGUGGAGGGAGCUGGUGCAGCCUGCCGCGGACCUCUGCCGUCGAGGACACCGCGUCAACGCCUACAUGGGCCGGGUGCUGAAAUCCUAUAAAGAUAAAAUCAUCGCUGAACCAUCUAUGAGAGAACUCUAUGUGAACCCAGAAACGGGCGAUGUAUGGAAUGAAGGAGAUUUGAUCCGCGAACCAACAUUAGCUAGGACACUUGACACCAUCGCGGAAGAGGGUUCGGAAGCGAUUCACGACGGCACACUUACUGCAGCGCUCGUUCGUGACAUUCAGAACUUGGGUGGCAUCAUAACAGAAGAAGAUCUCAGGAGUUACAAAGUGGAAUGGCAAGAACCAAUCGCGGUGCAAAUAUCAGAUGAGCACACGCUAUACUCCGUUCCCUUACCGGGCUCUGGUUCAGUGCUGGCGUUUAUUCUCAACAUGAUGCGAGGUUGGAUCGGCGUAGGCACCAACGUGCCGGUCAACUCCAACCUCUACUGGCACCGCGUCAUCGAAACGUUUAAGUACGCAUACGCGAAGCGCACGGGCCUCGGAGAUCCUGCUAGGACCAACUUACAUUAUGAUAUUAGAGAAUUGGAGCGCAAUCUUUCGAAUCCUGCUUGGGCAAGAGCCUUCAGAAGUGUUGUGAACGACAACUACACCUAUAACGAUUGGAAGCACUACGGCGCUAUGUUCGAAGGUGCCGACGACCAUGGAACUGCUCACGUCGUGGUGUAUGCGCCAGAUGGUAGCGUUGUGGCUGCCACGAGCACCAUCAACUAUAUUUGGGGUUCCCAGAGGCGGUCUACAAGUCUUGGUAUCAUGCUGAAUGACGAGAUGGAUGACUUCGCAAUUCCGAACCGUGAAUCAUCGUAUGGAAUGCCGCCGUCACCGGCAAAUAUGGUGGCAAGGGGUCUUCAGCCGCUAAGUUCAAUGGUCCCGAGUGUUGUGCUAUCGAGAAACGGUACGGCGGACUUGGUGAUAGGUGCAGCGGGCGGUACGAAGAUUACCACUCAAGUCGCGCUGGUGACAAUGCACACACUUGUGGAAGGCGGCGAGCUGUCCGAUGUUAUCCAGAGCUCGCGACUUCAUCAUCAACUUAUCCCCAUGGAAGUUGAACAUGAAGCUGGUUUCGAUCCGAAAGUCCUCGCAUUUUUGCGUGCCCGAGGACAUGCAACAACGGAACGUGGGCCCUUCGCGGGAUUCGCUGCUAUGAACGGCGUUGCGCGAGAUGCAAAUGGCUUUCUACUAGCGUCGACAGAUCGAAGAAGAGUUGGAAGUAUCGACGGUUUUUGAACUUUUAAAAUCAAUCAAUUCGAAACAAAAUCUAUGAAAAAGCAUGGCGCUUCCACAUUUAUGUUUACCUUAGAGCUCUUUCAAUUUAGACCCUUGGUGUCGGACUACUGCUAUAGGUACGGUUGUAGUACCGCUUGCUUUGACUUGCAACAGGACUGCAAGAGCAGUCCCACAUCAACCCUCUAAAUCGAAAACGUUCUAACUAAGUCUGCAAGGCGAUCGUAUUUAAGUGAUAUCUAUUAAGUAUUAUUAUGUCUGACAUCAGUCGAGCCAUGGAGUGAGACGAAGAAACAUUAUUGUAUGUGCUUUUGUUAGAUAUCUAUCUAAAAUAAAACAAAAAUGACGCUGCCGUGUAAGAUCA